Messenger RNA from Rubroshorea leprosula, 878 nucleotides. Lineage: Eukaryota; Viridiplantae; Streptophyta; Magnoliopsida; Malvales; Dipterocarpaceae. The record is from the annotation of a GenBank genome assembly.
CCAAGGAAAUCAUAAUAAAAAGGGGACGAGUGGAGAAACACAGAACAAAUAUAAAUAUUAUCCAAACACAUGCACACACCACUCAAUUUGCAACGAUGGCGACCAAGACCCCACCGUCACAACCGUCUUCUUCUUCUUCUUCAUCAAGACGAACAUGCCUCUGCGCCCCUACCACACAUCCAGGCUCGUUCAGGUGCGCCCGGCAUCGGAAAGUUUCGGCCAAACCUAAAGUGGGUGGUGGUAACCGAGUGCAUCAGUCCAAGAUGGAAGCUGCUGCGGCGGCAGCGGUGGCGGCUACCUCAAAAGCAAGUCUUAUCAAGGCGAUUUUGUUUCAGAUCAUCAAGCCAUCGAGCCAUGAUCUUCAAAGGAGGAGGAAUUUCCGGCCAAAACCAUCUAGAUUUUGUCUAAUGAAUAGCACAGCCGACGGCCGAGUAGCAGUUUCAUGAUCCCUCUUUCUCUUCUCUCUAUUAGAUGAGAAUUCUGAAUCUUUGUGAAUAUGGAUAUGUUUAGGAAGUAGUAAUUUUGAUGACUCUGAUUCUUGCAUGUUGAUGUAGGCGGAUAUAAAUUCUGGUUAUUAUUAUUAUUAUUAUUAUUAUUUUUAUUUCAGUUUUUUCUUCUUUUUAUAUAUAUUUUUUAAUUUACAUAUGAUGAGCUAGCAUAUAACUAAGAUUAUCCAUCUAGAGGAAAGUUCCAGGUGAAGAUGGAAGAUCUCAACUUUGGAUCUUGAACAUGAGAGUUGAUGUCAUCAUUGUACAACACAGAAAUGAAUUAUUCUCUCUUUUGGAAUUCACCAGGAAGGGAAAGGAGUGGGAGAGAGUGAGGAGACAUCUGUUUGGACAAACUCAUUAAUGAGGGUAGAAUGAAGGGUUAUGGAACUG